Molecule: messenger RNA, 3549 nt
Organism: Linum trigynum
Lineage: Eukaryota; Viridiplantae; Streptophyta; Magnoliopsida; Malpighiales; Linaceae
Source: the annotation of a GenBank genome assembly
CAUGAAUAGAUUGGUGAAAGGUCCUCUAUUUAAUGAUAAAAGUAUUGUCAACUUUGUAUAAUGUAUUAUGUAGGACAACAAACUGUUGAGUUGGGUUGGGACUACAUUUGAGUUGAAUUGACUCUUCCAAAUUCGUCUAGAAGCAUAGCCCCCAAAACAAAAAAUGAAGUGGAUCAUCGUUUCGCGGUUUACAAACGUGCAAGUUACCUAAAUUAGCAGUAUGCAUAACAUUAUAAUAUAACAAGUUUACUACUCUUGGUAUCAGCAGAUGCCACAUUCUACAGGUUCCCUUGUCUUGAGUUCAAACCCUAUCGUACUUCUGGGAUAAUAAGAAUUUAUCUAUUUUCUGACCCAAAAACGAGGAUUUCGUAUCUAUAUAGUGCUGAAAACCACAGGAUACAUGAAUGAGAAAGAACGAUAAAUGGUAGUGUCCAUAUGCAAUCAGAUUAUCAAUGGAAGAACUUGUUUGUCACUAAGUGGAUAUAGCUCCGUUACAACUCUCUGAAGAGUAAAAGACGUAAGCGAAACGAGAAAGAAGCAUACAUGAUACAAACUUCUUUCAUCCUGAAGAACCUCUCCGAGAAAUCAACAAAUUGAAAAAUGUAGCCGGAUGUUAGCCAAUGAGGCACCCCCUAGACCAUGAGUCGGAUCUCUCUAGCCCGAGAAACUUUCGUGAAAGUGUUCAAACAGGAAAGCAAACUAACCGAACUCACGAAACAAAGCCAAACAAAAUGGACCCUAACUAAGAACUACAAAUACAUCAGAACAUAUAGAACACACCUGCCGUACUUGUGGUGUCGUCUGAAUUUCGAAUAAUACACAUACAUAAAAAAGUAUAAAACAAAUCUAAGUGAAACAAGUCCGCCCAUAUUGUUGUUAUUGUAGUAAAUGAAAAUUAAAAUCACUAAGGGGUCGUUUGGAUGCAGGAAAUUUGAUAUAAAAUCUCUCAUUUAAAAUACCAGGAAAUUUAAAUGUAGGAUUUAACCGUAAUAACUCGUUUGGAUUAAGCCCAGGGAUUUCAACCAAAAAUGUUAAAUUAACCUCAUCUCUCAUCUUUGGAUUCCCCGUCUCUCAUCUUUGAGUUCUUCCCCACGGUCAUUGACCAGUGACCUUCUUUGAAUAAGCCAGCUAUUGUGCCAUAGCACCCAAUAACAUCGACUGAACAAGAAGAAUCAAAGCUUUCGUAGAUGGCGAGAAGUGAAGGAGGCGAGAGAGAGAACGAUACACAAAUUGGAUGGAAAUGAAAUUGGGAUCCAGAGGAGAUUGGGGACGGAAGAAGGGGGAUUUCUGGGUUCAUCGAGCAUCAUCGCCAUCGUUGGAUUCUCCCAAUAGCAUCGCCGCCAUUUCAGUUCUGGAUGCCAGAACCCAGAGUGGAACUUUUCCCCAUUACAGGCUUCCAUCCACACCGUCGUUUCUCCAUUGAUACUAAGAAGCCAGAUCUGUUUCGCGGAGAUGGUGGUGAUGUAGUUCCAUGGCAGAGACCCCUGAGGAGAGGAGUCAGUGACGCCGGCCACUGCUCAGAAGAGGUACAGUCGCAGGAAGGAAGAAGAGGACGAGAGUGAUAACCGGGAUGGGAAGGAAGAAGAAAUCGCCAUCGAAGGUUAAUUAUGGACAAAUGGAAAAUAAAAUGAGAGAUUUUAAAAUCCUGAAUGUCCCAAAUCUUGCAAAGCUCUUUCCAAACGAGUGACUUUGUUAAAAUCUGGCAUAAUGAGAGAUUUUAAUAAAAUCCCUCAUCUAAAUCCUUAAUCCAAACGACCCCUAAAAAACAUGUACUAGUCCAUUUUUAAUAAGGAUGACAAUUCCUACCUGAGAAAUAAUGGUAAAGAAAACAAUCAUUAACAUUAAUUAGGCAUUUAAUCAGGAAGUUAGCAAUGGAAACCUUCAACAUCCACAUUUUCUAUUGUUCAUUAAUGUAUAAACUAAAUAGGUUUAAAUUUCUUCAUGUUAAUUUCUUCUAAAGAGUUGUAUCGUCUCAUUCCCAUGUAAAUGAGAGUACAAUUGUGUUUCCCUUUGAGAUGGUAUUUCACAUCUGGCAUGAAGAAUUAUUGGAUUCCAUAUAUUGACCGACCCGGUCCACGGUCACCGGCCGGUUGACGUCUUCCGAUUCUUUGGAAUGUCGGAAUUAUGGUUUCUCUUUACUACAUGCUUUUGCUGAUGCAGGACCGGUUCUAAAAUUCUAUUUCUAAUGCAUACUUUCCAAAAUUCCCUGCCCCGUAAAUUACCCUCUUCUGGUAUCGCGGAAUACACUUCCAUUUUUGUAUCUAAAAAACAAGUACGUGAUAUGUGACAGUCCUGCACCGCUAGUGGCGGAGAGCUAUAAUUUCACCGAAAAUGGUCCACCGAUCGAAUAAAAUAGAAACAACAAUUGAAUGUGUAGCAAAACUAGUACAUAAAGUUUGCCACUUAUUCCAAUAGCUAAUUAUGCAGCUCAUAGUGGAGACAACUUUUCAAACCUUGUAGAGUUGUAGUUGUGGACUUGUUGUGGCAAUGCUAACCCUACCACUUCCUUCAAAAGGAAAAACAAAGUAAUGACGGAUAUAGAUAACGCAUGAUUUCAUUCGGACAGGCGAGGACUUGGUUACCAACCUAAGAUGGAAAAGGAAGAAAGUUCCACAGUUUAGGCAUGAAUUUCCACAUAUUUUGUAAGACCAAAUUCUACAAAGUUAAACAAGGAGAAAAGUCCCAAAAUUUGGGUCCUUUUAGUGGGCAUUUGCUAUGUUCAAUCAAAAUGAAACCAAAAAUCCUAACGUCUCGAAUGCUUAAUAGAAUUUGAAAUAUGAUUCGAUUUGACAAAGACCGAACUGAUUAUAGUGCGAUUCGGUUUAGUAUUACGCGAACAAAUCCAUAAAACUUAGGGUUGUGCUGGGAGUUUUUUUUAAUUCAUUUCAGAAUAGUACGAAUUGAUCACCGAGCAACUGAACUUAAGCCGAGGAUUUUCGAGUCGAGAAGCUUGUGUGUUCAGUGAGUAGAAAUGUAGAAUUGUCCGUCCGGUUGGGUUCAGGUUCACUAAACGCGCUGACAAGGGACCAGAUGUACAUGGGCGCUGGGCCGUGCUUGGGCCGGCACGGCACGGGCACGAUUCGGGCCCAUUUAUUUCGUGCCGUGCUUGGCACGGCCUGUUAGUUUUCGUGUCGUGUCAUGCAAGCCCAUUUGUUAACUUUGCUAGGCCCGGCCCAGGCCCGGGCACGGUUCGAAUCGUGCCGUGCCUAUUCGUGCUUGUGUCAUGCUCAUAUUCGUGUUUGAUGAAAAAGACGAAAACAAAAGAGAUAAUGAAAAAGAAGGUGAAAAUAGGACGGAGGAAGAUAGUAUUAACCGAUAAUGUUUGAGAAAAGUAACAAAUAAGGGGGGAAAGAAAACUGGAAGUAUAGCGAGUGUGAUUUGACUUUGUUUAAUUCUUUGUCCAUUUUUACUUAUGUUAGUAAUUACAUAUAUAUCUUUAUGACAUUUCUAACAACAACAAAUAAUUAUUUUUCUCCUUAUGUUUUGUAAUAUUUGAACCUAUAAUUCUUUUUAUAUUUAUUUUCUAUAAAAUAAAUAUUAUUUUUGUGC